UAUUAGACUCUUCAAAUCAUUUGUAUACUUUCAAAUUUGAAUAUUGUUCAAUUCCACAUUUUUCGUUCCUACCCUGAAACCAUUUUUCAGCCACUAGUCAAUUCAAUUAUUUAGUCAUCAUGAAUUUUUAUUCAAGUCAAUUGAUCUCUGUAACCGUCUGAAUGGGCAAAACGCAUCUCUGGAUCAUCUAUCGCGUUCCGUGGUACGCUAGAUGGGGAGAGAGGCUGAGCUCGAAGACUUCGCGUCGAAGAGGAUCGCCGACCGUCACGCCACACAAUAAUGCAUGCUUUCCAAUCUCCCUCCUGGAUUGAUUCGCAUCUGUAAACAACAAUUCGCAUCGCAAUGUGUCACAUUUAAAAUGGCGUAGCUGCGGAUUGGGUUUUAACAGUUUUGCGACAAUUCCUAGAUAUUUAAGGUUUUUUAGACAGAUCAAUGCGCCUUUUUGCACGUAGAUUGAUCAUUAUAAUCGGACGCGCCUUUUGCGCGACGAUUUUGCAAAUAGUACGAUAUGCCGAAAAUCGAAACACUUCUCGUGUGUUGUGCCUUCAGUUCUUCAGACGAUUUUGUUUCGAAUAACGGAGUUUUCAAGUCUGACGGCGCCUUUUGCGCGUCAACUUGAUACCUUACGGUUCUGAGAGAAAGUGCGCCAUUUGCAGGCCGGCGCUCAACGCGUGGAAUUGAGGAACACGGAGGGAAUAGUGAUAGUGAAGAAUCUUGUAAGUAUUUAUGAAAUACAUCUAAAUUAUUCAAGAAUAUAUAAUGCUUUGUUGAUGGAUAUCAUGUUCUGUUUCAGGACAAAGAACUAAUUGUUUUUACAAAUACACUGCAAAAUACAGAAUGUUUAGUGAAACAUAAACAUACUUCUCCAAAAAAAAAAAAUUUCUUAACCACUAUGGUGGCACUUUGUGAUAACAAAUCUGCUGUAUCAUCCACUGCUUUUGCGACGCUGAACACGAUAGAGUACCAGUCGGUUUCUGACCUGCAUUUACCGUCCAGGAUAUCAAAAAAAAUUUAUUUCGGUUAGAGGACGCUACCAAAUGAAGGUCACGUCAAAUGGGAGUCUGCGCCUCAUAGAGCCCGUUGAGGGAACUCUUCAGAAACUAACAAUGAUCGAAAAAUGUAAGAAUCAACUCAAGGGCAUUUGAACAAUCUGUCGAACCCCUAGAAAUUAAUCCAACAUUCCCGAGAUACCCGUGAGACUUGAUUCGGGCCGAGUGACUCAUCCGGCAGGAUCGGGCUGUUUGGCCGGGGCGGAAGGACGGCAAGCCGUGAGCUGUCAGGGUUCGAUGAGUCGCGUGUCGCCUAGUGCUGGUUUCAGUGCCGUGGAGUGCGGAUUGGGAAUAAGUAUGCGGUGCGAUACACGAUGAUACGGAGAUUCGGAAGCGAGCCGUUGGCUCGAUGCCAUCGGGGUGAAGAACACGGAGGACCGGGACGGGGCCGACGACGACGGAGUUGCGUGUUCCACCCGCUACUCGCCAUCGCUGCGGCAAUAUUCUUGCCAAAUUUCGUCCUUUCCGGUCCCGUUUAUCCUCGAGGCACGACAUCCGAUAGCUUCAGAGGAAGAAAUUUCACAAGCUUAUCAGACGUCGGUGAACAUGGUGAUAAUGAUUUGCCAGUGUUUGAACCCACGGCUCCGGCCGUCAGCGCGUUGGAAGGACAAACCGUUUAUCUGCCCUGUCGAGUUAGAAAUCUCGGCGACAAAGUGGUCUCGUGGAUCAGGAUCAGGGAUCUCCAUAUUCUGACUUCCGCCGACGUGGCUUUCAGCUCGGACGCUCGAUUCGCCCCUCAACACACACCGGGAAGCGAUGCCUGGACCCUCAGGAUCGACAACGCCCGGCGUUCGGAUUCGGGGAGAUACGAAUGCCAGGUGAACACGGAGCCCAAGAUGAUGUACGCGGUUCAGCUCGCCGUCAGGGAUCCCGACAAACCGGAGGGACACGACGAGCCGUCUUCUCAGCAGACUCGCAUAAGACCUUCAGGUUACGAGAGUACGGCACCUCUGGCGGCCAUAAUGGGCCCCAGGGAGCAGAGGGUGUCUUCCGGGUCAACUAUCACCCUUAGGUGCGUCGUCACGUCGCCCUACCAGACGAGGCCCGUCAGAGGCGUGCAAUGGCUUCGGGACAACAAACUUCUAACAUUCCAGGCUGCCAGGGGCGGCAUCAUAGUGGAGACGGAAAAGGGGGCGGCUCAGACGGUUUCGGAGUUAACCUUGGCCGGCGUGACCCCAGCCGAUGGGGCCAGAUAUUCUUGUCGACCGACGGAAGGUCGUGCGGAUACGAUUCUCCUCGUCGUGGACGAAGGGGAAAAAACGGAGGCCAUGCAUCGUGACGGUAUGCGACAUGACGACAUGCAACGUGACGCCAGCUUCGCAGCUUCGGGAAGUCAAGGGACGCGAAUGUCUGACUGGCUUUUCAUAAACAUUGUCGCGUGGUUGACAAUUUCCAUAAAUGUGAAAACCUCUUAAUCGUUUCGAUAACUUCGGCAUUAUUCGACGUGAAGGUGGAAAAUGUCGCAUGGAAUGAAGAAUUAAUGGAAAGUGGUGGAAACGAAACUGGAUGGCGAGGCGUUCGUCCGUGACAAUUAGAAGACUAUCUGCCCUCUUUUCAAUCUCAGCUCAGGAGUUCCGUUCCGUUCUAGAUCCUCGUCCUAAAACCCCGGCUCGGCACGAGGGCGGAACCUGGACGAGCAGUGUAGGGAGGACAGGGAACAGCGGAGCAUGACGUAUGGGCGGAAGCAAAAAAUGGCUAAUAUCCCGUCCGUCACGACUGUCCGGCGAGCCCUGGUAGACCUUUCUGUCUUCAACCAACUCGAAACACGGCGAAACGGAAACGUUUCCUCAUUUCGCGACUCGGCGCACAAAAGCUAGCCUCGGCUAACGACGCAUCUUAUAAGUGCCGCAGAGGAUCUCUGUCUUCUUUAUGGACGAACAACAGACAUUGAAGGUGCCGGUGACAGGAUGGGAAGAAAACUCGCGACUCCUUCAAGCGUUCGUAGAUCUUUUCACCUCUUUUAAAGAAGACAUGUCAUCGCCAGACAACGAGGAGUUGUCACAGUUAGCAUUGAAACUGCUUCUACCAUGGGGGUACUGGCUAGCCUGGAGUCCGUAAAGGGGAUUCUUUCUGGCAGAGAUGUCACACGAAAACGACGGCUCUGUGAUUGGCCAAGCGCCUGUCCGACCAGUCAGCCAAUGAUUCUGAUCGAUGCGCUGGCGAUGCUGACUAGUCAACGCUGGAUCGACUUUGUAUGAGAUGAAUGCGAGUGUCAGUUCAUUCUGUUGUUAGUAUUCCUGCUGAAUGUAGCGAAGUGAAGCCAAGUUUUGCAAUAAUUAUGAACUCUGAUAACAAUAUUCCGCAAUCUGCGUAUGGUAACAAUCGAAACGUGAAGUCUAUCGAAUCCCUGCAUCGAUUUGUGCUAUCAUCAGGCUGAAAUUAUCGCCACGCCAGCAGGUGAUGAAUAAACACUUCAUAUUUUGAAUCGUUGAUUUCACUGUGUUUUUUGUUUAUCAAUAAAAGAUGGAAAUAUUUGAUGAUAUGUUUAUUUUGAAUGUUUGAAUUGUGUUUAUGUCGAUUCUGUUACCAGUAUGAAAUAUGAAUAUGUCUGUGUCCUGGUUACAAAUGAACGCAAUGUAAUCUAGUAUAAUGUUAAAUCUAUAACCUAGUAACUAAAAUUACAAUAGAUCCGAUAGUUACAUCCUGUAAAUUAUCUGUAGAUUUUUUACACAGUUAAGUCAAUUUGUCCCUUGAGAUUUUUAGUAUAAAUUUUGACGAUCUAAAAGAAUGCUGAAAUUGAUUCCUUCAUGCGCUACAUUUAUGUGGUUUGUAAGGGAAAUCGAUUGGGCGCAGUCCGAAUAAGCUGCGAGCAACAGAUGAGGAGUCACAAUUGGAAGACGAGAAAAUUUUACAGUAUUUUUCCAGCUGUUAGUCAAACGCUGUUCUAGAUGUCAUCUCCUCAGUUCCACAGAUUCAAUUGGUCUAAUGAGAGUCGUAUAGAUCGAUUAGAGACGCGAAGAUUUCUGGACUCGGGAAUCGCAAAAAAAAGCAAAACUAAUCCCUUCGAACAAGGGAUCAGAAGUUACGGCCAGAUACAUAAAAUUUGCAGACCGUUCUCAGAAAGAUUAGGGAAAAAAAUCUCAGAUUUACAGCUAUCACAGUACAGCUGUUUAUUUGAUACGUCUUAAUUCUAGUACAAGUGUUCGGGUGUCAGUGUAUAGUAAUUCAACAUGUUACCAGAUAAUAUGAAAGUCUAGUACAAGAAUGAAUACGAAACUAUAAUAAAACAUUGUACACUAAUUUUAAUCAGUAUGACAUGACAUGGAAAUGCUAUGUAAAAUAUAUUAAGCAAAAUAUAAAUAAUAUUAUAUCGAACGGACAUUGUCUUACUCAAUAAUUAAUUUUUAAGUUCUAGUUAAAGUCCAAGCGCUGCGCACCUCUGCAUGUUACGAUAUACGACUUAUGAAGGUGUAUUAUUAUUCUGAAUUGUUACACAGAAUUUCAUUGAAUAAAUACUUGGAAUUUCCCAUA
This is a messenger RNA of Neodiprion virginianus, 4520 nucleotides long. RefSeq lists its product as uncharacterized. The transcript has 14 exons. Gene Ontology annotation, biological process: synapse organization. Gene Ontology annotation, cellular component: neuron projection membrane. NCBI's taxonomy places the organism in Eukaryota, Metazoa, Arthropoda, Insecta, Hymenoptera, Diprionidae. The record is from RefSeq and is a predicted model, not a curated record. The coding region runs from base 1364 to 2464 and encodes 366 amino acids.